This is a messenger RNA of Rhinocladiella mackenziei CBS 650.93, 372 nucleotides long. RefSeq lists its product as uncharacterized. Bases 1 to 372 code for a protein of 123 amino acids. Gene Ontology annotation, biological process: termination of RNA polymerase I transcription; DNA-templated transcription. Gene Ontology annotation, molecular function: nucleic acid binding; zinc ion binding; DNA-directed RNA polymerase activity. Lineage: Eukaryota; Fungi; Ascomycota; Eurotiomycetes; Chaetothyriales; Herpotrichiellaceae. The record is from RefSeq and is a predicted model, not a curated record. The transcript has a single exon. Gene Ontology annotation, cellular component: RNA polymerase I complex.
AUGGUCGCCAUAGGGAGCCUUCUCUUUUGUGAUGCUUGUGGCUCACUGCUCCCUCGCAUCGUGCCAGGGGAGAACAAGGACGAUCUGGUCAAAUGUGACGACUGCUUCCAAUACACCCGAGACACCUCAUCCAAAAUAAUAACGUCCGCUUCCAAACCCAGCGCUUUCCCUUCGGCAUUGCGAUCUAAACAUUCCGAGGUGCAGAGCAUCAACGCUGAGGAUCUACAGGUGGAAGCCGUCAUAGCUCGAGAUUGCCCUGCCUGUCAUCGCUCGGAGAUGUUUUAUCACACCAAACAACUACGAAGCGCCGAUGAAGGCACAACAGUCUUUUACAGAUGUGAAUGCGGAUACAAGGAUGUUCAAAACAACUAA